UAAUAGUUUUGAUUUCCAGGGAAGGUGAUUGAGAACUGAUUGAGUUGAUCCGUAAGCCAAUCCUUGCCCAUAAAUGCCUUUUUUCUUCUUCUUUUUUGCACCAGCUGGUCUAUAAAGUUCAAGUGCAUGCUUAAAAACUUCAUUCACGUUAAUGAUAAUUUUAACUUCUUUUUUAAUCAACGAAAAAUGAGAUAUUCGAACUUCAAACAUCAGUGAGCCAAGAUUACAAUAAGUCGGUAAUUUCGAACUUUUAUAAUGCCUUGGGAUGCAUAUACUCAUUGGUCAAGAAUUUUCGAGCAUAUCCCUAUUGAAAGAAGUUUAUGUUUAUGAUAGAAAACCCUCUCUCCUGUAGGCUCAUCACAUCAAAGGAAGUUGAUGUUGAAAAAUGGAAAAAUGGAAAAAUGAAAAAAUGAAAAAAUUUGGUAAACACACAAUUUGGUAAUGGACCCAUUUCCCACGUCGCCAGAAACAUGGCCUACCUGUUUGAAGACAGCAGCAGAAUAAUUUUACUCCCUCAACUACUUCCAUACACCGAGCCCGGCUUUAAGCUUUUAUCUCCCUCUAAAACUCAAACACACCAAACAUCUCUCAACCAACGAGGCUUGGUCUUUCAAUUCACUCUUGCCCUCCUCUUGUCCAAAUCAAAUCAUCACUGACAUUUUCCAUCAUCUCCAAAGUUUGCAUCUGCAACUUCCCAUUAAACCCAGAAUUGGAUCUUCCUCUUCCUAACCUUUUAGGACCACAUAUAUCCAUUAUUUUUGUGUGUGGUUGAUUGGAAUUCCCUAUUUAUUCUACGAUUCAAACUCUGUUUCUUGUCAUUUCCUAUGUGGGAUGUGGAUAUUUUUUUAAAUAACUAGAGUCUUCGUUAGGUUUGAAGUUCUUUAGAAUCUAGACUCGUCAAUGUUUUUACAUCAAAAGUGACAUGUUUGUUGGUUUCUGCUAAAUCUGAUAUAUGUGGUCUGAGUGUGAUUUUCUGGCUUUCUUGAGAUUAAAGUCUUAACAAGGAGAAUGGGGGUUGAGCUUUGUUCAGAUAACUCUAGCAUGGGUGUGAGCCCAAGGAUUUCAUUCUCUUAUGAUCUUUGCCAAUCUGAUGUUGCAGCUGUGGAACAACAACAGCACCACCAUCCUCCUCUCAGAUCCAAUUCAUCAUCAUCCUCAUCAAGAAGCAUGAAUUCAAGCAUGGAGUUUGAUUUCUGCGUCGUCCACGAGAGCUUCGAGCAGGAGUCUUCCUCCGCAGAUGAGCUUUUCUCUGAUGGGAAAAUGAUUCCAAGUGAGAUCAAGAAAAAGUCUGCUCACCCAAAACAGCUGGAUCAAAAUAUUGUGCCUCAUCAACAUCCUCCACUGCCAACAGCAGCAGCAGCUGAUCCAAGUGACGAAAACACAAGUAGGGCGAAAGAGAGCGGUAAAGAAAGCAAGAACAUGAGCUGCAAUGAAGCUGAUGAGAAGCAGAGUUCCAAGUCUUUUUGGGGGUUCAAGAGGAGCAGCAGUUGUGGUAGUGGAUAUGGCAGAAGCUUAUGUCCUUUACCACUUUUAUCAAGAAGCAAUUCAACUGGUUCUUCAUCAUCAUCAAGUGUAAAGAGAUCAGUAUUUUCCAAAGAGGGUCAAAAUCAGAAGCAGACUUCACAGCAGAAAUCUGCAUCCAAGAAGCUCCACUCAUCAUCACAAUCUUCUUCAACUUCAAUGAAUUAUCAAAAGCCUCCAUUGAAGAAGGGCCAAUAUGGAUCAUAUGGCAAUGCUGCUCCAUUUAAUCCUGUGUUAAAUGUUCCUACAGCUAACCUAUUUGGUUUUGGAUUAAUCUUUUCAAAUGGAAAAGAUAAGACCAACAAGAAGAAGUGAUGAUAUGUGUAUUGGCAUUCAAUGAUCAGUUCAUCUUAUAUGGGAAAAUAAAGUUUUUUUAAUUUUAUUUUCUACAUUUAACUUGUUGAAUUUUAAGUGAUUGUAAAUUAAGAGUAAAGGGCUUCGAAGAAAGAAGACAAAGAGAUAAAAAGAUGCAUCAAUUCAAGGGAGGGACAAAGGCAUAUGUAUGAUUCUAGCCACAUGCUUUGGAAGGGCUAAAAGACAAGGUAACCAUAGUCUUUCUUGGUGUCAUCCCACAUGGUGUUUUCCCUUUUUCUGCAUUAUUUGGUCUUUGUUCACACAUUUGGUCAUAUGCUGUGGUUUGGUUUUUGUAUUUUCUUUUCUAUUUUCCUGAUUGCUCUGUUAUAGCAAGAGAGAGGUCUGAUCUUUUGACUUUGAAGAGCGUUUGGCAUGUUCUUUGAACUUCGUUUGGAAUUUUAUCUGUUUUAGCUGGUUGUUAAUUUUGACUCUCAUGGAUUUUACAAUAUUUUUUGUGUGUACA
Molecule: messenger RNA, 2338 nt
Organism: Prunus persica (peach)
Lineage: Eukaryota; Viridiplantae; Streptophyta; Magnoliopsida; Rosales; Rosaceae
Product: suppressor protein SRP40
Exons: 1
Coding region: 1009-1836 (275 amino acids)
Source: RefSeq, a predicted model, not a curated record